Trichobilharzia regenti is the source of this 3942-nucleotide messenger RNA. The record is from the annotation of a GenBank genome assembly. Lineage: Eukaryota; Metazoa; Platyhelminthes; Trematoda; Strigeidida; Schistosomatidae.
AUGCAUUUCGCGGAGUUACUUAUUUCUGAGGUUGCCGUAAACGGACUAGAGGGAAUUACAUUGAAUCAGUUGUGGCGAAAUUUGGAAGAUAAACGUCUUGGGUUUCCUUGGAAAAUAGAUGAAAAUAGCAAACAAUUUAUUUGGUCUACGCUUAUGAAAACUAAGAAUAUCAGAUAUUAUGUGAUGCCAUUUUCUGUUGCCCUAUGUGAGCAGUUUAGUCGUAUUGAUUGUUUGGUAGAAAUGAAAGAUGGUACUUACUACAAGCUACCAGAUUCCCUCCCCCAAGUCCAGUUUUUCCCUGUGAACAAAGAUGGUGUAUUUGGGUCCUCGAAGUAUUAUGAAGAAAGAGAAGAUAUCACGGAAACUGUCUACAGCGACGUUUCUUGCAAUGUGCUACACAAUGUCGUGGAAAGGUGGGGUGACACCCUAGUACUGGUUGCUUCACAAAAUGAAAGGAAUAAGUUUUUAUUUGGAAGCCAAAAUGUUCCACGUUACUUGUCUACAGGCUUGUAUGUCAUGCUUGAAGCGAUCGCUAAGCAGAAAUACAAUGGGUUAUCUACUACCCACUAUGAUGGUUUACUAUCUUCUGGUAUGACAACUGGUACUAUAUGGUACAUGCGUCAAAAACUUGAAAAAAUGGGUAUAAUAAAGUCCCAGCCUUACUUAAUGAAGGUUGGUAAAAAGCCUGUGACUCCAGGUCUGUUGCUGCAUCACCGCAAAUAUUAUACACACUUCCCGUUCCCGCCUGCAAUGUUUAUGGACAGGAUAUCACAAUUUUUACUGAACAAACCAAAACACAAAUGUUUUGGAUUUGAAAUUCGCAAGUUAAUCGGCAUUACUUCCAAAGGAAUCAAGCGUACUCUGAAAUUCGGUGUGCGACAUGGUUGGCUAGAUGUCAUUAAUACAAGUUUCAGGGAUGCUUGUGCUGUACUACUUAACAAGAGUGAUGUUGAUGUAGAUGAUGAUGAUAUGCUUAACAUCCUUCAGCAAACAGGUUGCGCGGUCGAUCCACAUCAUCGGUAUCCUUGCAUGGUAAAUUUGGUGUCGCUUAAAAAGCCGUUUAGUAUGGACUCUUGGAUAUCUGAGUGUGGUCAAGGUGAAAAUGCUUUUGGAUUUAAAAAGUGUAAGAAAGAAGAAUAUGACAUUGACUCUGAUGAUGCUUUGGAUGACGACUAUGAGGGCGUGGAUGACCAGCUCGAAUUAUCAGCUGUAAAGCUUGAAAAUCCCGACGGCAGUCUCCUUGGGUUGAAAUCGGAAGAAAAUCAGAAUACUUUGGCUCUGUGCGAUACACUGAUAUCCACAAACGCUUCCUCUUAUUUUCCUGUGUCUAGCAAAUUCCAGUGUCUGGUGUACGCUAAAAGACUAUUGGCAUUUAUUCCCUCAAUCAAAAUUGAUGAAUCUAUAUCAGUUCAAAUAGUUCGUAUCCUAGCCUCGCAUGAGUGUACAAUGGCUGAACUUCUGGCGGUAACAAAAACAAGUUUGUACAAUUUACGUCGCACUGUGAAAAGUUUAGUUACAAUUGGCGCAUUGAAAGCCGUGAAACGGUCAAUGGAAUCUACUUUUGUUCUCUAUUAUAGUUUAGUGACUGAUGCGGAUAGAGAAGAAAACCUAGAAGUUAAAAUAAAUAAAACCACUCCCGUAUUGCAGACAUUGCCAACUAUUCAAACACAAAGACAAAAUCGUCGUGCAUUUAUCCUUAAUUAUUUGGCAAAAUAUCGUAUAAUUGCUUCAGAGUACUCGUUACGUCAGUUAAUAUGGGAUCAUGAACGCUCAAUCGGUCUGAAAAUCCGCAUGGAUCGUAAAUCACUACGUAGAAUUUUGGACGAAUUAAUCGCAGCUAAACUGGCUACAAUCCUUAAGACGAAAUCUCUCAAAGGAGAUGUUACUUUCAUCUGCCAACCAGAUGUUAAAGAAGAUGAUCCAUUAAUAUUGACAGCUAUCAAGAACAUAGAUCUCGCAGCUAUACGUAAUCUCCCCAUACAAGAUGAGAAAAGUUCUGUUGUAUUUGGUGCGAACCAAGUUACGAAGAUUGAAGGUGUUGAUCCUUUGUCACCCGAGGCGAUGACUAUUGUCCUGCACAAAAUGCCAUUGUUACCGAAAAUGCGUCGAAGGUCACUGAUUCAUGAAUAUUUAUUCUAUGUGGUUUACGACCUUAAUGAAACGUCACGUCCUGUCAGACCUCAGUCUGAAAGUGAACCUCCAGUCUAUUGUGAUGACGACACAUGGCGUAGAUAUGUAGCUCCAUUGGAGCCAUUAAGAGAUAUGAGCAAGGGUUGGUUUCUGAUCAGUGAAGUUUUACGUGGCAUUCCCUUCGGCUUAUAUUUACGACUUACAAUCACCACAUCACUGCCACGCAUACUGUGUCGGUGGCUUAAACUCGAUCACUUGUUAACUGAUCUAAAUCGAGAAGAAAUUGAGCAUUUAGAUGCAGAGUUAGCACGUUUUCACAAUGCCAAUAUGAUAAAUCAAAAGGAUAUUCCUCUCAGAGAUUUGUUACGAUAUCCCUUACGAUACGUUGAACUACCUGGAGGAUCACGAGGUUUGCUUAAUGAUUGGUUAUUGUCUUCCAAAAAGCUGAGAGCAGUUUCUGCAAUGAUUGAAGAUCUGUCAGGUGUUACUGGUCUAGUAACUAUGCAGCAGAAAAAUGUUUCUCAGGCUAAGACAAGUAUGCUUGGUUUUCUUCACCGUCGGGCAAGCUUAUUAGAUACUCGCUGUGCUAAUCCAGCUUAUCAAACUCUGACUCGUUUGGAACGUACAGAAGUUAUACAUUUUGACUUUCAAACUGUUGCCGAUGUUGCUAGUUAUUGGUUGACUUGUGAAACCAUUGCCCGCAAUACUCCCCUUGGUCAUAAUUCUUGCAAAGAUGAAAUAGAUUCAGAGCUUCUGCCACCAUUAACACCAAGAAUAUCUACUCAACCUGUGGAUGACGGUGCAUUAAUUAAUUUGAACUGGUCAGAAAACAUUUCGUCUAAGUUUAGAAACGUUUUGUCAGAUGGUACAGAAGUAUUUCCAUGUGGUGCUUGUGGGUAUCAUCCUACUGAUUGUACUUAUAACGUUCGUAAUUGGGGUUCAACACGCAGUAAAUCUAAACGUAAAAAUGAUGGUGAACGUCUCUUAAAUCUUUUGGGAGAAUUUACCGGUAUGGAUGAUACUUGCGGGUUUAAUGCUCCUACUGAUGAACCUUUCUGGCCCUGGCUUCCUAGUUUGUUUGCUGACCUUGAUGUUCCCACGAUUUUAAAAUUUGUUGAUACACCGCAAGUGGUCAAUAGACGGUCAGUUUGCCGCCGUUCUGCAAGGAUUAAUCGAUCCAGCUUUUAUGAGGAUGAUUCUACCAAGAAAAGUGGAAUGCAUGAAAUGGAUUCACUAUCAGAUGAUAUUGAUCAGGGAGCAGAAUCCCGAGAUACUGAUAGUAUCUUGAAGGAUAUUCGUCAGCAAAAUUUAUUAGAUACCUCAGUGAGUCAUCGAAGUACCAAUCAACGCUUGCAAAAAGAGUUUUCCUCAUUUGAAAAUAAGGAAAAUGUUAUCAAUCGGUUAUCGUCACACGUAUCAUCCAGUUUUACUCCUCGUCAAACAGUUGUUGUUCGUCGAAUUCGUGGAAUUUUAAAACAAUGCGGAAAGAAAGCAGGCUAUGCUCAAUCAGGUCCAUAUGAUCUGUAUCUUCGUGCUCCUCGCUGUUGCUGGACUAAAUUGGAAGAUCGUUUGCUUUUCACUUGUCGAAUCGCUUCUGUACUGAUAGCUGGUGAAACGCGUAGAGAAUACAUUACAGCGCCUUACACAUUCGUUCGUGAUGUACUUCAUCGUUAUAUACCUCAGCUACACUAUUUGAAAACUCCUGUGGCAUGUGCAAGACGACUUAAAUCGCUUUUACUUAGCAAAGGUCCCGAAUGGGUUUCUGGGAAGUUACUUUUUUCUCGUGUUUCAAGCCGUCCAGAUGGCAGUUGA